Molecule: messenger RNA, 929 nt
Organism: Sphaerodactylus townsendi
Lineage: Eukaryota; Metazoa; Chordata; Lepidosauria; Squamata; Sphaerodactylidae
Gene: TSTD1
Product: thiosulfate sulfurtransferase like domain containing 1
Exons: 4
Coding region: 67-495 (142 amino acids)
Cellular component (GO): mitochondrion
Molecular function (GO): thiosulfate-cyanide sulfurtransferase activity
Source: RefSeq, a predicted model, not a curated record
ACAAAUGAAGUUGUCCCUUUCUAAUACAGCUUCUUUUUCGUGGGCAAUAAGGAAGCCGAGAAGCCAAUGAAGGCCCUGCGGAAGCUGUUGGCUGUGCAUCUUGCACGCCCCACAGGCUGCGUUACACGUGUAAACAUGAGCAGCAUGGACAGAGCCAAAGUCAUUUCCUAUGAGGAUAUGAAGGAGCUGGUGACCAAAGGGGAUGCUCAUAUUUUUGACGUGCGCUCGCCAGAAGAAGUAGCCAAUGGGAAAAUUGCCAAUUCUGUUAAUAUCCCAGUUGCGGAGGUAGAAGAGGCUUUCAAAAUGGACCCGGAAACAUUUAAGAUGAAGUAUGGGGUGAAUAAGCCACCAUUGGAUGAUGAAAACCUGGUUUUCCAUUGCCAGAUUGGCAAAAGAGGGGCCCGGGCCGCAGAAAUAGCUUUGGCGCUCGGCUAUGCCAAGGCUCGCAACUAUGCUGGAGGCUUCAAGGAGUGGUUGGAGAAAGAAGGAAAGUGAGGUAUGAAGGGAUCCUGGAUCCUUCGUGGCAGACUUCAGUCUCCAGGAAAGCUGGUGGCUUGCCUUGUCCUGAAGAUUCAUCCGCUUCUUUUCCUGUUCUCUGGCGCCAAAACGGGAUGUCAAAGAUUUUGGUGAGCUCCUUAACUAAAAUGCAGACCUUCCUUGGAGCUAGAGAUCACCAGGACUGGUUCUACUCUUUCUGCUCCCGUCUUCAUCAAGGAACUAAGUUUGGGAGUGGAUGGGCCCAGAUUUGGGACAUUUUCAGUAGUGGUUCCAUUGUUAUUGAAUACUGCCCCCCCUACCCCCGGAGGAUAGGCUGUUACGUCAAGGUAUUAUGGGGUGUGAAAUUCUUCUGAUAGAUUCAAGCGCUUUGAAGGCCAUAAGAUGGAAUCCAGUAUGUGUUGAUCUCAAUUAUAAUUGUGUCUUUACCAUCA